UCGUCACUCUCCAUGCGCCAUUCAGACGUUAGCUCAGGAGAGAUGCCAGUGUACUGUCACUUCAGUUCAACACAGACGUCGCAAAGCACUCUGAACUACCACGGCAACUGAGGCAGACCGCGGACGAAAAUCGGUUUCCCAGGAAGGCAAUGAAUCCUCAAAGCUAGCAAAACCUGGCCGCUAGAUCUCAGUGACCAUGGAGAACAGAACAAGUGGGAUUGAGCUAUUCAACAAUUCAAUGAAUCAGACUGUCGAAGUGUCAAGGAUGCCUCAGAAUCCACUCGAGUAUCAGGUAGUUACUAUCCUGUUAGUCCUGUUAAUCUGUGGAGUGGGGAUAGCUGGAAAUGUCAUGGUUGUGCUGGUGGUUCUGAAGACCAAACACAUGAGAACACCCACUAAUUGCUACCUGGUGAGCUUGGCGAUUGCAGACCUGGUUGUCCUCCUGGCGGCCGGCCUGCCCAAUAUCACUGAAAGUGUGGUUGCUUCCUGGGUUUAUGGAUACGUCGGCUGCCUUUGCAUCACGUACCUGCAAUACCUAGGCAUCAAUGCGUCCUCGUGCUCCAUCACCGCCUUUACCAUAGAGCGUUACAUUGCAAUCUGCCACCCCAUCAAAGCCCAAUUCAUCUGCACCGUGUCCAGAGCCAAGAAAAUCAUCGCUUUAGUAUGGGCCUUCACAUCUGUGUAUUGCGUGAUGUGGUUCUUUUUACUGGACAUCAAGCAGAUCCCACAUGUCAAUGGCAUCCAAGUGGUCUGUGACUAUAAGGUGUCAAGAAACCAUUACUUGCCCAUUUACUUUCUGGACUUCACUAUAUUCUACGUGAUUCCUUUAUUCGUGGCCACAGUUCUGUACGGGCUCAUUGCUCGGAUACUGUUCCUGAAUCCGAUCCCCAGCACUCCGCAGGAUUCAGCCAAUAACUCCAUUCACAAGGGGCGCAGCAGCGCGUCCAAGAUGUCCUGUCGCCGCAACAAGGGCGCGCAGUCUUCAAGAAAGCAGGUCACUAAAAUGUUGGCAGUGGUGGUUAUCCUUUUUGCUCUCCUCUGGAUGCCCUACAGAACCUUGGUGGUUGUCAACUCCUUCAUGAAUACACCCUACUUGAACAUUUGGUUUCUGCUAUUCUGCAGGAUGAGCAUUUACCUGAACAGUGCCAUCAACCCUGUCAUUUACAAUCUUAUGUCUCAGAAAUUUUGUGCUGCUUUCAAAAAACUUUGCAAAUGCAAACAGUCACAGGCAGAGAAACCUUCUGCCUACAAUGUACCUGUUUACUACAGUGUAAUGAAAGAUAUGUCUCAUGAAAGUCCAGAUCAUGCUGUAACAGAGCAAGAGGAUAUUAAUGGCUAUCCAAUUUCUAACAAGAAGUUAAAUUUUGAUAACACUUGCUGUGAUACUAACACAUUUAGUGUUGCCUGAAGUAAUAAUGAUCAAUUUAUAAGAACUAGUAUGAGAAAAUUAAAUACCUAUUUGGCAAGCGUAUGAUUUAAAUAAUCUAUAUUACUUCCUUUUGCUGAUGUACUAUAUAAUAUUCUCAAAGGAAUAUUACUUCCUUGCCCUUGACAGUUUUAAGUAAACUACAUUGAACAUUUUACAGAGCCAAUUAUGUCACUCAAUUCAUUUACCACUUAUGUUUUAAAUUAUAAUGAAUAAACACUUUUUAUGCUUAGAAAUUAAAGCUGGCAUAUUAAAAGUAAUUAGCUGGUCUAGUGCAAAUGUUAUUUGUAGCAAAAUUAUAAACUUGAUUUCAUCUUUGAAAUUAUAUUGGAGCUUGCAAUGUCAGAAAAAAUUUCCAGCACUCUCUACCCAAUACACAGCUUCUUUAUAGUCAACACAUUAUUGGAUUACGAACUGUCUAGAAAUCUCCUGAAGCUCUGCUAUUUCAAGUGUUUUCUAAAGUGUGUGGCAGGUCUUCAUACAGGGACAUACACUGCAGUAGCUCUAUUAUUAUAUAUCUUCCCUGACUGAUAACACAAAAAAUGUGAAACCUGGGUCAUUUUAGGACAAGCCAACUUAAAUAAAUAGGUAGUAUUUUUGAAUUAUUUACAAUGCUCUUUGAAUCUUUAUUUAUGGUAGCUUUAUGACAAUCAUGAAUAAAAUAAAGUGCUAUUUCUUCACUUAACUAAAUGAUUAAUAAAUAAUAGUACUUUUCAAUAGUUUCCCUUUUUUGCUUAACAGAAGCCAAGAAGUUUCCUUUAUUAAAAUUAUAAACAAAUGUGUGCCAUGGUACGAAAAUGCUAAAGUGAUAUUGGUUUAACAUUUAUAUUUUGUUUUAUAGUGCACAGACUUCUAAAUCCAGUUCUGAUAAUUCACAAAAUUACUUUCUGUUGCUGGGUUUUAAAUGACAUAUGCUAAUGUGUGUAAUUUGCUCAUGUUUAUUUAGAAAUGUCCUCAAGCAAAUGUUGCAGUGCUACAUAUUUAUUAGGACUAGGACCUUAAGAAAACCGUACAAUGAACUUUUUAUGAAUGUUGAUAAUGUGUGAUCAUACUAUAGGUUAAUUUAUUGAACUUACUAUCAAUUAUUGCCAUUCCUUUUUCAGCACUAUGUAUAGUAUGCAAUUGUUUAAAAUGCAAGUAGAUCACAUGACAUACAACAAACUAUUCCUACAGCUUUUAAGUAGUUUUGUGAAUUUAGUUGAGGCGAGAAUGCCAAUAAGCCUCACAGUCAUGUCUGCAAUUAUUUAUGCUCAUGGUGCAAGCCAGAAAUCAAGUGUAGUUUGGGAAUCUUAUCUUGAUUUGAACAGUAAACUAAUUGAAUGUGUAUUUCAACAGAAAAUAUCUCCACUAGAACAGAUUUAGGAUCUUUUAUUUGCAUAUAAUACAAAUCAAAUGAUUCCAUGCAUUGUGUAUGUUUUGAAUUGUAAGGUUGUAUGUAAUA
This is a messenger RNA of Stegostoma tigrinum, 2867 nucleotides long. Its product is annotated as thyrotropin-releasing hormone receptor-like. Lineage: Eukaryota; Metazoa; Chordata; Chondrichthyes; Orectolobiformes; Stegostomatidae. The record is from RefSeq and is a predicted model, not a curated record. Gene Ontology annotation, cellular component: membrane. The transcript has 3 exons. Gene Ontology annotation, biological process: phospholipase C-activating G protein-coupled receptor signaling pathway. The coding region runs from base 197 to 1408 and encodes 403 amino acids. Gene Ontology annotation, molecular function: thyrotropin-releasing hormone receptor activity.